AUGCUCAAAAAAAGCAUCGACGCCAAAGUUCGUCCUCUCGCCAACGUCAGUCUUGAAAGAGCAAGUCUCCUCGGGGCUUCCCGCGUCUAUGUUAGUAAGGAUUCUCUCAUCUCUUUGACUGGAAGCCUCGACAGCGGCCGGCCAUGCAUCAUCGAGAAGCUGCAAACAGAUGACGCCUCUGGCGAGGGGCCUGCAGCAGGAAAUGCAGACGCAAGCAAGCGGCGGGAAGCCUCUCUGUGGGUUCUCCCUGAAAAGAACGUCAGCCCCAACGUUGUCAUGAUGACAAGAGCAUUCCAGGAGGCUACAGGGUUCAAGCUGGGAGACGUGGUCAGAAUCACACUUGCGGAGAAUCCUGUGGUCCCAGAUGCGGAUGAAGUGGUGGUUCAGGAUACCACCAGCGAGGCAGAUCAGCAGAAGGAUGCCGCUGCGAAAGCAAAACAUCCCCCGUCUUGGGAGUUCUCCAUCAGCAUCUCCCUUGAUCGUGCGGAGCAGGUAUUUCCCGGCAUGGUCCUCGAGGGUGUCAGCAUCAACAAGCUGCGUCGGACGUUCAAAGUCGUGUCAGUCAAUGGACAGUCCAACAACAUGGCCCGCUUUCAGCUCGCCUCAUCAACGGUACGAAUACUUCAGCCCGGGGAAAGCAAGGAUGCGCCCGAAGAUGCGCAGGUGGCUACAACUCAAUCUGGCCCUUUAUCGGUCACUGGAGUCCCCGGUCUGACCUCACAAGUCAAUGUUAUCAACCAGUUUCUCAGAGGGUUUGGCCGGCCGUUCUGGAUAAAGAACGAGCGCGAGUCUUGCGGCUUCGUGAUACACGGCGGUCACGGCACAGGCAAGACGUUUAUCCUGCAGCGCAUUGCGGCCACCAACUGGGGACGUGUCCAUUGGAUCAGGUCCACAGACAAGCUGUCCUCUAUUAGGGAGACGUUCAAGCUGGCUCAGUCUCAGCAGCCAAGUCUCCUCUUCAUCGAUGGCCUCGAGGACAUUCUCGCCAAAGAACGAUCCAACCGUGAUAGUGUCAUCGAGGCUCUAGGCGAGGAGCUCGACAAUCUUUCUGCGGCGGCCGCUGCUGCCAAUGCUCUGCCCCAAGUUGUGGUCAUCGCCACUUGUCUAGACUACUUGGCAGAUGUGCCAGCGAAGCUCCAGAAGCGCUCCCGUUUCCGAGAAAACGUCGCCUUGCCAAUUCCUCGCGCAACCGAGCGUCUGGAAAUACUACGCUUUUUCGACCCCCCAAUCCAGGCCGAAGAGAAGGAAGCCUGCCUGGCCAGUCUGGCAUCCAAGACUCACGCAUACAACGGAGAUGAUCUUGCAAACCUGGUCCUGAAUGCCAAGAAGAUCCUCGGUAACAGACUGGACGACGAGGCUGCCGCCAUCACCACUGGCAAUGCCGGCACGGAGGCUGCUGGCAACAUCACUUCAGAAACACAGCAACCGCGAGAGCACUACCUUACCUCGCAGGACAUGGAGCAAGCCCUGCGCAUCACUCGUCCCACGGCUAUGCAUGACAUCAACUUGAAGCCACCCACCAUCCAUUGGCGCGAUGUGGGCGGUCAAGCGUCCCUCAAAAAGGUUCUGUCGCGCAUGAUAAAGAAUACAAAGGACACCAAUCCCUCUUCUCGUCAUGUCCUCCGACAGCCCCCCAAAGGUCUGCUUCUCUAUGGCCCUCCUGGCUGCUCCAAGACGUUGUCCGCCCAGGCCAUGGCUACCGAAUCCUCCUUCAACUUCUUCGCUGUCAAGGGUGCCGAACUCCUCAACAUGUACGUGGGCGAGUCUGAGCGUGCCGUGCGUACGCUUUUCGAGCGCGCGCGCGCUGCUGCCCCCUCCAUCAUCUUCUUUGACGAGAUUGACUCAAUCGGUGGCUCCCGGACCGGAGGCAAUGGCGCCGCCGCCGCCCGCAGCUCAGGUUCCGUCAACAUGCUGACCACUCUCCUUACGGAGAUGGACGGCUUUGAAUCCCUCACUGGCGUCCUCGUCCUCGCCGCCACGAACCGGCCCGAGGCCAUGGACCCGGCCCUCCUUCGUCCCGGCCGCUUUGACCAGAUCCUCUACGUAGGACCCCCUGAUCUCUCCGCCAGAGAAGAUGUCUUCAGUGUGCAUCUGCGUGGGCUCGCCCUUGCGGCGGACGUGGAUAUUACUGAACUGGCCCGCAUCACAGACGGCUAUUCGGGAGCCGAGAUCAAGGCCAUCUGCAACGAGGCCGGUCUGGCAGUGCUUGACAGAUGCGACGAGGAUGAAACUGGCACCGAAAAGAUGGAGAUUCGAAUGGCGGAUCUGGAGGCCGCCAUCGAAAAGACUCCGAGAAACAUUACGCCCAUGAUGAUUUCGGGUUACGAAAUGUGGUCAAGGCAGUUCAAACGAUCAUGA
Messenger RNA from Trichoderma reesei QM6a, 2358 nucleotides. RefSeq lists its product as uncharacterized. The coding region runs from base 1 to 2358 and encodes 785 amino acids. The transcript has 2 exons. Gene Ontology annotation, molecular function: ATP hydrolysis activity; ATP binding. NCBI's taxonomy places the organism in Eukaryota, Fungi, Ascomycota, Sordariomycetes, Hypocreales, Hypocreaceae. The record is from RefSeq and is a predicted model, not a curated record. Gene Ontology annotation, cellular component: cytoplasm.